Messenger RNA from Nicotiana attenuata, 808 nucleotides. Its product is annotated as 14.7 kDa heat shock protein-like. The coding region runs from base 77 to 586 and encodes 169 amino acids. The record is from RefSeq and is a predicted model, not a curated record. Lineage: Eukaryota; Viridiplantae; Streptophyta; Magnoliopsida; Solanales; Solanaceae. The transcript is spliced from 2 exons.
CCCAUCUAAAACCCUUAAUUUUGAUUGAGAAAAGCACAAAUCGAACUUCAUCAACCGGAAAUUAUUAACUUCUCCGAUGGCUCUAAGCCUGAGAAAAGCAGCCGGAGCCUCUACACUGUUCAAAUACCUAAGUCCCAAAUCCCAUUUUACCACCGCCCCACCUUCAAUCACACGCCUUUUUUCCUCUACUACCACCUCGGAUUCAGAUUCCACGAGCAAGGAGCAAAGCAACUCUCCAGAGCCAAUUAUGGUAAAGGGUGCUCCGCAAGAUAUCAAAAUGGAGAACCCAUUUCAGUCAGCUGGACCUUCGAACGUGCUAGAAGUGGAUAAUGUGAAGGAUGGAAUACUUGUGAGAGUGGCAAUGCCAGGUGUUAGUGAAGAUCGAAUUAAGGUAUGGUUAGAGAACAACACAGUUUACUUUACUGGGAAAGGAGAAAUCGAGCUGGAAAGUGAGAAAUCAGGGAGGAAAUAUGGAGGAAGUCUUGAGUUUAAGACUGAUUGUUGUAAAGCUGAGAAGGUUGAAGCACAAAUCAAAGAUGGUAUUCUUAGAAUGGUAGUUAAAGGUGAGAUGGGAGAAGAGGGAUAGCUUUGAGUUUCUAUUUUUUGUUUUCUUUUUUUUUUUUGAUGUAAUGCUUUGACAUGAUUUAUGAAAGAUUUAUAGGGUUUGGGAAAUAUUUGCUCAAAUGUCAAUGCUAGAUGAUGGUGUUAGAAUUUCUAAAUAUUAGGAGAGUGAUUGCAAAUAUUUUGAGAAAAAUGAUACUUCUUGCUGUGUAUACCUUGAAUCAUAGUACUAACAUAUUUUAAAUUU